Molecule: messenger RNA, 363 nt
Organism: Enterobius vermicularis (human pinworm)
Lineage: Eukaryota; Metazoa; Nematoda; Chromadorea; Rhabditida; Oxyuridae
Source: the annotation of a GenBank genome assembly
AUGUUAACUAAAUUUGGCCUGCUCAAUCUCAGUCAGGUCCUAAAAAUAGCUAGUCGCUUUAUAGAGUUAAGAAAUGCUCAUGACGUUAGUGUAUCUGUUGUUAUCUUGAAUGUUUCAAAUUUAUUUGUCGAUGUUGAUGGACAACGAGUGAGUGAAGAAACUCCAUCAUCAGCUGGUACGCAAAUGCGAGCUGCCAGCGGGCCCCAAGCUGCCGGUGGAGAGUUUUUUGGGACUAGUUAUAGUUUAAUAGAUGAAAGUUAUCCUAGAGGUUUUUGGAUUGCUGGUAACAGUGGUGGUGGCAGCGAUGAUAAUGGUGAUACCGAUGGUGUCGAUGGUGGUGGUAGUUAUGAUUAUGGUGGUUAG